Messenger RNA from Sporothrix schenckii 1099-18, 516 nucleotides. RefSeq lists its product as uncharacterized. Bases 1 to 516 code for a protein of 171 amino acids. NCBI's taxonomy places the organism in Eukaryota, Fungi, Ascomycota, Sordariomycetes, Ophiostomatales, Ophiostomataceae. The record is from RefSeq and is a predicted model, not a curated record. The transcript has 2 exons.
AUGUCAAGAGAGGGUGGGAGUGCGCUUAUGAGGGAGACCACUCGAGAACCACGCCGUGGUGGGCCAUACUUGUGUAUGGGGGCGUGUGCUUGGGCGUGGGACGCAGAGAAAAGCUCGGUUGAGGUUGGAUGGGGCGUGAGGUUGUGGGCAAGCUUCGCAAGAGGAUCCCCUGGGCAAGCUCCGCCCGUUGGUGUAAGACAGGGGCGUCCCCUGGCCCUCGACGUUUCGGGGGAGGGUAUAUCCACCCCAAGUGCCAAGGUGCAAUGCAGACGAGUGUGCGGAUACGUGGUGGUUCUCAAAAGAGAGCACCAAAACAAGAUGAGGCAAGGCAAUGACGGAGGUAUUCAGUGGGACUCUGGAAAAAACUGGAAAGAGACGGAAACGUUUGCCUACCUGAUGGUCACAGAAGAUGUGCGCCCAAUGCAGAAAAAGCAGGGUGUCGAGCCGACGGUAAACACUCAGAGGCAAGUGUGUUCCGUUUCGUCGGGACGUGUCAUGAGCCAAAACUAUCCCUAG